AUGACACUGAUUUCUUAUCUCCUAACAACUAUUUUUCUGGGAAGUUCUCUCAUUCAAGCAUCGAAUGUCACAGAUUAUGGCAUUCAUAUUCGCAUUUACGAUAAUAUUGCAGAAAUUCUUCAACCGAUAUCCCCAUUCGAUUUGCCGGUUAAUUACUCUCAACAAGAAUGGACCGACAUUCGAACCGAUUCAUUUCGACUAAUCGGCAAGCAUGUGAAUAUCUACGCCCAAAGUCUUUACUACAAUGAAACGACUACCAACGGACAAAAGAUUCUCAUUCAACGUAGUACACACAAUGAAACGUAUACACCAGCGAUUAUGAUAGACGAAACACGAAAUUUAGUACACGAUCUUGUCGAUAAUACAUAUUAUGUACUCACUCCUGAUCGAAUUCGGUACUUGUCGACUCCAUUCGUUCGUCGAUAUUUCGUUGAUUUCAUAUUUGACCUCAAACAUGAUGAACAACUCUAUCUACGGUAUUUACAAAACAACAUCAAAUGGCAAGUACGGUAUGAUCUGCAGUUAGAAAUGAACGAUACUGAUUCGAUUCUACAAGCAUACGCGGAUAUACGGAAUGAUGGAAGUUCGUUGCUGAUGAUCGAUUCAGCUGAAUUGAUUGCCGGCGAUGUGAAUAUUCGUUCAUCAUCGUACUCGUCCGCUUCGUAUAAUGACUACAGUGGUUUUGGCAGCGCCGGAGUUGCUAGCGACCAACAGAUCAUUGCUACGACAACAUAUCCGACACCAAUAAUAUCUCAAAGUGAAGAAUUGGCUGGUCUUUAUAUAUUCACGAUCAACGAUACAUUUAUUCUCGAUCCUCACUCGAAUUAUAUCCUUCCGAUGUUUCGUCCGACCAUUGAUAUCGAACGUUACGGUUUAAUCGAUAAAUAUUUUCAACGAAUGGAUCGUCAAGGCAAUGCUCAACGUGCCUAUCGUCUUCGCGUACCGGAUAAAUAUCUCCCCAAAGGACAUGUGUUUGUUCGCGAAUCCGAUCGAUUAGUGGGCGAGACCACCUGGUCGGAUUAUUCAGCGAAUGAGACCAAUGAAUUCUAUUUAGGUGAAGAUCCUGAUUUACAAUUCAUAGAAUCGAUUCAAUUAAUAUCACGUCGGCAAGCAUAUGAAGCGAAUGGUUAUCGAUUUAUCCUCUCGACUUAUUCGAUGAAUUUACGUUUGAUUAACAGUAAAAAACGUCCGAUGGAUCUGGAAUAUCGCCUAAGAUUUUCCUCGCAAGAUAACUUAACGUUGAAGGAGAACACAAAUGAUACUCUAUUACAAGUCGAUGGUUCAGUCAUCGUUGGUCUAUUUCAGUUGAAUGCCAAUGACGAACAAGAAUUCAAGUUUACUUUCGAAACACAAUAA
This is a messenger RNA of Adineta ricciae, 1356 nucleotides long. NCBI's taxonomy places the organism in Eukaryota, Metazoa, Rotifera, Eurotatoria, Adinetida, Adinetidae. The record is from the annotation of a GenBank genome assembly.